GGCCCAGCUUUCUGGUCUAUUCAGGUCAUUUUGAAUUUUGAUCCUGUCCUCUGGGUCAUUAGCUGUUCCUCCUAGUUUGGUCCAUAAGAGCGAGACCCUAACCUUUCUCGUUCUGCCCCACUGCCUUCUCCCACUCCAGCAUUCGACCCGGGGCGGCUGGAGCAGCUUCAAAUGGAGGCCCGAAAGGGCUCAGUGGUUAACGUCAACCCCACCAACACGCGGCCCCACAGCGACACGCCGGAGAUCCGCAAGUACAAGAAGCGCUUCAACUCAGAGAUCCUGUGUGCCGCUCUCUGGGGGGUCAACUUGCUGGUGGGGACAGAGAAUGGCCUGAUGCUCCUGGACCGCAGUGGGCAGGGCAAGGUGUACAGCCUCAUCAACCGCCGGCGCUUCCAGCAGAUGGAUGUCCUUGAGGGGCUUAAUCUCUUGACCACCAUCUCUGGGAAGAGGAACAAGCUCCGUGUGUACUACCUAUCCUGGCUGCGGAACAAGAUUUUGCACAACGACCCCGAGGUGGAGAAGAAGCAAGGCUGGACCACGGUGGGGGACAUGGAGGGCUGCGUUCACUACCGCGUAGUGAAAUAUGAACGGAUCAAGUUCCUGGUCAUAGCACUCAAGAACUCUGUGGAGGUUUACGCUUGGGCCCCUAAGCCCUACCACAAAUUCAUGGCCUUCAAGUCUUUUGCUGACCUGCCUCACCGGCCGCUGCUGGUGGAGCUGACGGUGGAGGAGGGCCAGCGGCUCAAAGUCAUCUACGGGUCGUGUGCCGGUUUCCAUGCCAUUGAUGUGGACUCAGGAAACAACUACGACAUCUACAUACCAGUACAUAUCCAAUCUCAGAUCACCCCCCACGCCAUCAUCUUCCUGCCCAAUACGGAGGGGAUGGAGAUGCUCCUAUGCUACGAGGACGAGGGCGUCUACGUCAACACCUAUGGGCGCAUCAUCAAGGAUGUGGUGCUGCAAUGGGGGGAAAUGCCCACCUCUGUUGCUUACAUCUGCUCCAAUCAGAUCAUGGGGUGGGGCGAGAAAGCCAUUGAAAUCCGUUCGGUGGAGACAGGACACCUGGAUGGGGUUUUCAUGCACAAGCGGGCCCAGCGCCUCAAGUUCCUGUGCGAGCGCAAUGACAAGGUGUUCUUUGCCUCGGUGCGCUCCGGGGGCAGCAGCCAGGUCUACUUCAUGACGCUGAACAGGAACUGCAUCAUGAACUGGUGAGGGGGCUUCAUCUGUCCCAGUCCCACCAUUCGAGGGGGGCAGAAGGAAGGCAGCUGCUCCCCCGCCUGGCUCAGCUCAAGUCGCCUGACCAGAGAGGAAUGGCCAGAGAAACUGAUGCCGCCUCCUCCUCCUCAAUGGUCGUUUCCCAGUCCCACCCUUCCUUUGGCUGCCAUUUUGGGAAGGACCCAGCUGCUGCUCUUCUUUAGUCUCCUUUUGGGGGGGGGACAGGAUGAGAGCUUGGGGGAGGAGGACCCCUCCACAGCCAUCCUUUGCCUCCUGAGGAUCCCAGGAGGAGUGUUUCUCUUGGGGCAGACAAGAGUCGGGCCAGUUUGUGGGGGGAGCCAUGCUGAAAUUGCACCCCCCUCCCCUGACCAGUGUCCCAGAAUGCCACAGCCUUUGGGGGGCCCUUUGCAAGGCAGAGCAGGCGUGGGAGGAUCAAAGCCAAAUCAUGUAAAUAGACAAAAUAAUGGGGAGGGCCUCCCUUGUUCC
This is a messenger RNA of Sceloporus undulatus (fence lizard), 1701 nucleotides long. Its product is annotated as misshapen-like kinase 1. NCBI's taxonomy places the organism in Eukaryota, Metazoa, Chordata, Lepidosauria, Squamata, Phrynosomatidae. Bases 172 to 1212 code for a protein of 346 amino acids. The transcript is spliced from 8 exons. The record is from RefSeq and is a predicted model, not a curated record.